Messenger RNA from Filobasidium floriforme, 2062 nucleotides. RefSeq lists its product as uncharacterized. The record is from RefSeq and is a predicted model, not a curated record. The coding region runs from base 217 to 1575 and encodes 452 amino acids. The transcript has a single exon. NCBI's taxonomy places the organism in Eukaryota, Fungi, Basidiomycota, Tremellomycetes, Filobasidiales, Filobasidiaceae.
GCAUAUUCCUCUUUACACCCUUUGAUUGUGACUUUUGAGCUUGGACUCGCCGUCGACCAUUCGAUGGAUGAACCGUCCUCGAUCGAUUGAAGAUCUCUUUUGUUACAAAAUCGUCACUCUUCCUCGCUUCAGGACGAUAGCAUAUGCUUGUCAUUGUAAUCGCUGCUAGUACAUCUACUGGAUAUCAGAGUCAACGUCAUCAAUACAGCGUUCGCCAUGUCAUCCCCGUUAGACCGUGACGAAAACCCAUCAUCCUCGGCCUCGUCAUCGUCAACAUCGCCUCCACCCACAUCAUCGGCCACGCCCAUCUCAGCCCUCUUCCCGCCCAUCAUCGCCAACAACAACUCCUCUACCCACCUCGUCGAUGACAACGAAUCCAACCCCGUCAUACGGCCUUAUACGACGCAGAGAUGUUUCACGUUCUGUUCGCAAUCUUCCUUGAGGAGGGAUACGGGGUGGGACCCGGUCUGCAGGGCGGUGUGUUGGAAGGUCGAUAGGAGCGACGACGCGAGCAAGCAGAGAACGCCGGGUUACCUUGAUCGACAACGAGCAGAGCGGGCCGGGGUGGCUUCCUCGUCGUCUUCGGCGAUCUCUUCUGGAGAACCGUCAACACUAGCAUCGACGUCGAUCAUGGCCGAAUUCGCCCAGUCCGUCUCACACUGGAUAGGACAACGCUCCAUCACCGCCUUCAAGGGCACGCUGGACGAGAUGGUAGAGAUGCAAAAAGAAGGACAACGUUACGAUCCCGCCUGGGACCAAGAAGGAAGCUUGAAGGCUAGGUACUUUGAUUCGAUAGGACGGACGCCGAGUUAUUAUUAUGAUCAGGAUAGCGGGAGGGGGAAAGCGCAGAGGCGGUGGGAGGAGAUGUCGGAUCUGGAGUAUGAUCUUAGAGAAGGGUAUGCGAGGGAGUAUGCUGCGGAAGUUGCUGCUGCUCAGCAGGCACAGCUGGACCAAUCUACGAAUACCAAUUCCAACCCCAAUGCCGACCUCGAUCAUUAUUACGAAACCGCCCCCGCCCCGGUAAGGCCGACAACGCUAGCCGAGCGACAAUUCAUGAGACUCGUCAAAGAAGAACAAGCACACUUGGAACGACACCAGAGGCAACGCCAACAAGCCCGAUCUCCCUCGGAAAGAGACAGGGACGUCACCAAAUUCGAUUAUCACUCUGAACCGCUCCCUUCGGGUGGGACGCAUAUCACCCUCCCCCUCUCCACAGUGGUCAUCGCGCCAUGGUACGCCCUCGCGAGGCGGACAGAGUUCAUAUUCUCCCCCGUCUACCGGCUGGGGAAGAUGUACACGGACUCGUUCCGCUCGACCGAGACUGGCCAUUUCACCCUGGAUAGGUUGUUGACCUCGGACACUGCCCAGGGAAGAGGGUUGAGCAAGAUGUACGACCAGGUCGUCAGUGGGAAGGUUUGGACGUUUGGAGGCAAGGUGGCUGAGAAGUGUGGGGAUGUUUGGGGAGGGUGGUUGGGUCUCGGGCAGGGAGAGGGGGAGGGGAGGGGGAAGGAGGAUGGGGGGACGGGGUCUUCUUCUUCCGGGGGAGGGGCGGGUGGGGGCCGGAAGGCCGACUAGGCAUCAGGGAAGAGAUGAGGAGGCUGCAUCUCGUCUUAUCCAUUUACUACCAGCAAUGAACCAGACCAUGCAGGUACUUUGUAAUGUUCCACACGUCAUACCUCACACAAAUACUAGCAUCUCAACUCGCGCCGCGCUACAGUAUACUAUACUAGUCCUAGUAUAUCCGGCAAACCCCACUACUCUCAGCCGUCCCUCCCGUCCUCCACCAAAUAGGGUUAUACCUCCCCACCGUAUACGGGUCGAUCACUUGGGCGUACCAGGGGCUAUCGAGCAGCCCGGAAGCUUUGCAAGCAAAGUUCUCGAGAUACUUUUCGUCGGCACGACCUUCGGAAGAGCGGGUUGCGUUUAGCCUGCGAUUGGAGAGUGUUGAAGAUCGGGCGUUAGGGAAAGAGGUUCGUUUCAAAAAAGAAAGAGGAGGGGAACGAACCCUCUUUGAUCAGCGUCACAUGAGACCCUGAAGACCUCUGCUCGGGAAUACCCGUCC